GUCGCGUGGAAGCUCAAGGGCAACCCGCUCGACCCGGGGACCUGGAGCAACCCUCCACCAACAACGGACAUCGCCUGCGGACGGGAUGGCUCCGGGUUUGUCUGCAAGCUGCCCUUUACUACCAUUCUGGGAGUAUCUAGUACUACCCCGAUCAAGGAUGUCAUGGCAGGAAUGUGCCCCAAUGGCGACCGGGAGGGCCUCGACUUCUACCUGGCCUUCUUCGGCCAGGUCGAAUCAGUCGACCCGAGCACUGGAGCUGUAACCACUACUACUUUCAAGAGCCUGCCUCCUUGCACGGCCCGGGACGCCAGCGGUCAGUGCACAUCGUACGCUACCACUCCGGACUACUUGGAGAUGAUGUACCGCUGCACCAAAUGCGCAGCGGCGCCAUGCAAGACAACCACAACCACGACCACGAAAUCGACGUCAACGUCGACUUCCUCAUCGUCAUCGCCGACCACAACCCACACCAAGAUCUGCAGCUUCGGUACGGCCUUUGGCUACGAGAAGCCGUCCGGGAGCAUCAAGAAAUCUCUAACGCUGGACACCCAGCCCGGCCAAGGCUGCAACCGCUGGGGCUGGUACGAGACGCCCACACUGGCGGACCUGCAGGGCAGCGGCAUCGGGGGACCCUUGUACGUCGGCGCGGGGGGCAAUGACAUUGCCAAGGCCGUCGCCGUGGGAGCCUGGCUGGCAAAGGCCAACUCGGAGGGCAAAGUCGCCGUCGGCUGGGCCCUCGUCGAGGGUUACAACCUCGCAGAGGCCAAUGUCCAUUUCGACUGCCUGCCCCUGAGCAAGUGCGCGCCGGGCUCGUACACGUGCACCUCGGGUCCCCUCACCUCCAGGGACACGCGGUACUGGGCGGUCACGACGCUCGUGUAUCCAAGGUGUCCCAGUGGGAGCAGGGCGGCGCUUGUGGUCCAUGCCUCGGUCAAUGUCAAGACCACGGAUAAGAUCUGCCCGGCGCCAAAGGCGAGCUGAGAGUGAUGUAUAUGCUGGGGAGGCGUGGUGUAUUGGGCAGGUGUCUAAUGCGUGACGAUUAGCGGGUGUUAGCACGUCAAGUAGCUUAGAUUGGACUAGAUGCCCUGCUGUCAAGCAGACAGGGCUUGGAUGUACUGGUCACUCCGAGCAAUCCCCAUCCAUUCUGAAAAGUUGUCUGGAGAAGAACAGUCUAGAGAAAAUUCGUUGAGAAAUCGAAACAAGAUCAGGAGGUUAUGCAAUACAGAAUGCCAUAAG
This is a messenger RNA of Microdochium trichocladiopsis, 1236 nucleotides long. RefSeq lists its product as uncharacterized. The record is from RefSeq and is a predicted model, not a curated record. Lineage: Eukaryota; Fungi; Ascomycota; Sordariomycetes; Xylariales; Microdochiaceae. Bases 163 to 981 code for a protein of 272 amino acids. The transcript has a single exon.